Molecule: messenger RNA, 1396 nt
Organism: Ictidomys tridecemlineatus (thirteen-lined ground squirrel)
Lineage: Eukaryota; Metazoa; Chordata; Mammalia; Rodentia; Sciuridae
Source: RefSeq, a predicted model, not a curated record
CACCUCUACCCCCACCUCACCCUGUUCUCUCGCAGCACCGGGGAUGAGCACAGCCCAGGGAACUGGGGUCACCUGGACCAGGUGGCUGCUCUGCACUGGAUCCAGGACAACAUUGCCAACUUUGGAGGGGACCCAGACAAUGUGACCAUCUUUGGAGAGUCAGCAGGAGGAGAGAGUGUCUCUGUUCUUGUGUUAUCUCCCUUGGCCGAGAACCUCUUCCACCGGGCCAUCUCUGAGAGCGGCGUGGCCCUCAGCCCCUGCAUGUUCCGGAGGAGCACCAGUGCUGGAGCUCAGGCAGGUCUCGCCUCCGACAUUGCUGCCGCAAGUGGAUGUCCCACCCACAGCUCCGCCGCCAUGGUUGAGUGCCUGCGCCAGAAGUCAGAGAAGGAUCUCUUGGAGACCACGAAGAAAAUGAAAUUCUUCAGUCUUGAUGUAUCACAAGACCCCAAAAAGAGAUACCCUUUCCUCACAACUGUGAUUGACGGGACGGUGCUACCCAAGGACCCUGAGGCGAUUUUGGCUGAAAAGAAUUUCAACACAGUCCCCUACAUCUUGGGAGUCAACAAGCAUGAAUUUGGCUGGUUUAUUCCAAAGGCGAUGGGCUACCCGCUCUCUGAAAACACAUUAGACCAGAAGACGGCCACGAAACUCCUGCUGCAGUCCUUCCCACUUGUGAACCUUUCAGAGAAGCAGUCUAUUGAUGCCAUCGCGGAGUAUUUAGGAGACACAGAGGACCCUACCAAGAAGAAAGACCAGUUCAUGGACUUGAUGGGAGAUGUCAUGUUUUGUGUCCCAACUGUGCUUACAGCCCGUGGCCACAGAGAUGCCGGAGCCCCCACCUACAUGUAUGAGUUUGAGUAUCGCCCGAGCUUCGUAUCAGACAUGAGACCCAAGUCGGUGGAAGGAGACCAUGGGGACGACGUCUACUCUGUCUUUGGGAUGCCAUUUUUAAAAGGGGGCGCCUCAGAAGAGGAGACCAAGCUCAGCAGGAUGGUGAUGAGAUUCUGGGGCAACUUUGCUCGCCAUGGGAACCCCAAUGGAAAAGGACUCCCCCACUGGCCAGAGUACAGCCAAGAAGAAGAGUACCUGAAGAUCGGCCCCCAAACCAAGGCCGCCAAGGGGCUGAAACACAGGGAAGCGGUGUUCUGGACCACGCUUAAGUCUGGGAGAACAGGACAGCUGCUUGACGAAGGACAGGAGUGUAGGAACGCCAGUGGCCCGAGAGGAGAGCUGUGUAUGAGGGACAGAAGCAAGAGGACUCAGAGCACAGAGGACUCCUAGUUCUGGGUGCCACCCUCCAGGAACCCCAGGGGCAAAACAGGUGUGGGUUCUGAGGGGCUGGAGAAUUGUGGGAUGGGCUGGGCAUAGACCAGGGAGGGGGCAUGCCUUUGCGGAU